Molecule: messenger RNA, 4674 nt
Organism: Ctenopharyngodon idella (grass carp)
Lineage: Eukaryota; Metazoa; Chordata; Actinopteri; Cypriniformes; Xenocyprididae
Gene: stil
Product: STIL centriolar assembly protein
Exons: 17
Coding region: 330-4100 (1256 amino acids)
Biological process (GO): protein localization to centrosome; centrosome duplication; smoothened signaling pathway
Cellular component (GO): centrosome; centriole
Source: RefSeq, a predicted model, not a curated record
CGCCCUGCUGCAGCGCCCCGCCAUUGGAACCUGGAAACAGCGCCACAAUUUAUUUUCGAGUUGUUGCGUUUGUUGGAUGCAUUUAUCUUGUAUUUCAUUGUUUAUUGACAACAACUGGCAUUUCUCCGUUUUCUGGCACAUUAAACGAGUUCAAUUAUUAACUCAAGGGUCAUUACGCGUGUCUUGGCGCGGUUAUUACCGCUCGAAGAGCUGGAAGGACAGUUUCAACACAUUUGUGGUCCGUAUUCACGCUCACACCCAGCUGGAUUUUCAGCGUUGCGAUUAAAACACGACGAAGGCAUGAGCAAAGCUUUCAAACAACCCACAGUAUGAAUCGUGUACAAGUGGACUUUAAAGGGUUGCCAGCCCACAUCUUGGAGAACAGUGUUAGAACAGAAACCCUUCAAAACUUCAGGUCAUCGGACAAUGUCCUCACUCCACUGACAUUCCCAACAUCUAAAGUCUCUCUCUGGGAUCCAUCUCCCAGUGGUGAUGUUGUCAGUCUGCAUUUCUCAUAUUACAGGAAUCCGAGACUGUUACUUGUGGAAAAAGCAUUACGUUUAGCUCACCGGCAUGCUAGACAGACCAACAAGCCUCAGUUUUUCUGUUUCCUGCUUGGGACGCUGGCAGUAGACAGCGACGAGGAAGGUGUGACGAUAACCCUGGAUCGUUUUGAUCCGGGCAGAGAGCAGACGGGAUGUCCUGGGAAAGCACCAACUGCACUGCUCCCCGGAGACAUCCUUGUGCCAUGUGUAUUUGAAGCUCAGCAUACUGGCAGCACGGUGCACUCGGGGGAGGAUUUGAACAUCUCCUUCAAGAUGCUUCAGCAUUUCUGCUGCAGUAAAGAGAUGCUGGAGUUGUCCAAACUCCUGACUUUGCGAGCUCGUCUCAGCUGCUCCGAGAACAUGGACAGACUCACCUUUGACCUGUCCUGGGCGGCUGUCACUCUGGCCUGCACGCUAGAUGCCGUCCCUGUCCGGGCAGUGCCUGUCAUCCCUACCGCACUGGCCAGAAACCUCAGCAGCCCAGCAGGUGUGACCCAAAACAGCAGGAAACGUGGGUUUCUAACUAUGGAUCAGACCAGGAAACUUCUCCUCAUACUUGAAUCUGAUCCAAAGGCAUACACUCUCCCGUUAGUAGGAAUAUGGUUAAGUGGCGUUACACACAUCCAUAAUCCCCUGGUGUGGGCCUGGUGUCUGAGGUACCUGCACAGCUCCGCCCUCCAAGACAAAGUGAUGUCAGAGGGAGGUGCUUUCCUGGUGGUCCUGUAUUCUCUGACUCACCGGGAUCCGGAGUUUUACCAGUGUAAGCCAUGUGUCGGACAGCAGCAAAUGAGCUUUCAGCUGCACACCAGCACAGAGUCGUUCACGCUUUACAAGAAUGUAGAGCCUUCAGAAGGACGGCCUCUACAAUUUGAGCUUAGUGCUGAGAACCAAAAUCAGGAAACUGUGCUGUUUGAGGAAGUGCUCUCUCAGACUGUGUUAACAGGGACGACUCUUGCAGCAUCUUCAGCUGCUCCUCAGAAUAAAUUGUCUAUCAGUGAUCAUGACUCGGGUGUAGAAGAUGAAGACCUCUCUCCUCGGCCAUCUCCAAACCCUCAUCCUGUCAGUCAGCAGACUAGGCGUGUUCAUCCUUCAGUUCCAGAACUCUCUAUGGUAUUAGAUGGCAGCUUUUUGGAUGCAAGUCUUGUUAAUACACAAGACUCAACUCCUGUUCCUCAUAGCCUAUCAAAUGUCCAGCGGAGAAGCAUUAGUCCUGCCCACCAGGGCCUCUCAGUGUUGAGGCCUCCAGAACAGAGUAGCGUCCCUGGACCUCCCCCAAUCCGAAGACCACUAACUCCCAUCCUCUCUCAGCCAAUAAACAAACUACAUCCUAAUCCAGGACAACAAACACCACAACCCAAUGCAAGUAGAAAAUCCCUGCCCUCAAUAAGAAGAUCAAGAGAUGGCUCGUCAGCAUCAUCUGUAUCAUCAUCUUCAUCUUCUUCCUCGACAAAGAACGCUGCUUCGCCCAAUGGUUCUUUUCAUCAACAAAGGCACCGUUCUUCGCAAGGUUUUCCAACCAAAACCCAAUCAAUUUAUUCUGGACCUCCAACAUCGGGUCACAGCAGUGCCAGAAAGAGUUCAGUAAUGCCUAGCCAGACCCCCAUUCCUCAUCCGUCCCAACACAGACUUUUCCAUAGCACCCCGGCCGCCAACCCUUGCAGCUGCUGCACCAGCCAACCCACCAAUGUUCCCAUGUAUCAAAACAACUGGCAAGGGCCACCAGUGUAUCCCACCGUUGUGCACAAUCCUUGUGGUUUUCAUUGUGGCGCUGAGAGUGUCCCACCUGGGGAUCACUGCCUCUCACCUUCUCGGCAAUCUUUGGGUUGUCGCAUAUCUCCAACUAAAAGUCCUGUUUGCCAUCCCGCUGUUCCAGUUCACUACUCUCCAUCGCCCAGUCCGUGUGUCCCCACAGUUAACCCCAACAAAGGUUCUGUUGAUCAAGUCCCUUCCUGUCAAGCCCAGUGCUGCCAAGUCCAGGACACCCCUGUGGGUCUCCUUCCUGCUGAUGCGUACAGGAUGCUCAUGGAUCAAGAGCGUCAGUUGAAGCUACUUCAACUCCAGAUUCAAAAACUCCUUGAGUCUCAGAGCAAGACGACUCCAGUAUCAUCUGGUGAACAUGAUGCUCAGCAGGAAAGACCCAAUCAGACGCCAACAUCUCCACCCAAACGAACAAGUGUCAGUGUUGCUGUAGGAACAGGGGCGAGUUUGUUUUGGACCGCUCCCCAGGAGGCCCCCACACAUGAGGCCUCAAGUCUGGAUUGGCAAACUAAGAUGGAGCCAAAGUCUGAAGGUCAAAACGACAGUACAGUCACUUCCAGACUCGGAUCUGAAAAUGCAUUUCAUUACUCCCAAGAGCAGAGUCCAGGAUCUCCUCUACAUCCAGCAUCUCCACAACACGACAUGUCGUCUGGUUUUGGAGCCCAUUCGUUUCAGAGUCCAGUGUUGGGAGAGAGUGCUAGCAUGUAUUAUCACUCGCAGUCACAGAGUAAAGAAUUGUCUGAAAAUGGAGAAAUGGACAACCCAAGGUUUUACCAAGAACUACUGGGUCAAGUGCAAAGUCGUCUGCAAGACUCCAUGCCUGUGGGUGAAAAGGUAGAGCAAGACCAACAGAGUGUCUCAAACAGACAAAGUCUGUCCCCUAUAGUUCAUCAGUCAAGGAAAUCACCAACAACAUCCAUACCCCAAACUCAAAAAGCAAAGCACGGAUCCAGUCCACCAGGUCAGGACCGUGUCUUAAGUGCAACGUUGAGACAACUCCAACAGUUCGGGGUGAACUUAGACUUGGACUCUUCCCAGGCAAAGAUGACACGUGCAACUGUGGAGAGUGCCAGCACCCUCGCUUGCAUAAACCCUGAUGCAGUGAUUCCAAGACUAGCUCUUUCCGAACCAAUGGGGACCAGCAUUUGGGGACCAAGCGGCAGUGUAGACCUCAGCCUGGAGGCCAACGCUAUUGCACUUAAGUACCUAAGCGACUCGCAACUAUCACGACUCUCAUUGGGCGGUCAGUCAUCCAGCCCACAUCCAGACCCCAGCGCAAUUCUCCUGAGAAGACCCGCUGCUGAAAAGAGCAGCGUUGGACUCAGUAUGCUGUCCCCCAGCAAUAUGUCUCUAGCUACUUGUAAGUACAUGAAGAAAUAUGGACUGAUUGAGGGAGAAAACAGUAGUGAGGAAGAGCAAGAGGAUGCCGUUCUGGUAGACUCCGCUCUCGGGUGUUCUGUACAGCACGAAACGUCCAAGAACGUGAGCGUUAGGCAAGACUGCGAAGAACAAAGUUCUGCGGUUCUCAAAAACAUUACAAACAAGGCAGUCACCAAUCUCUAUAUGUCUCCUGUUGACUCUCAAGAGCAGUUAAUUCGAGACUUGCGGCCCAAAAUGCAGUUGCUUAUGCAUGGCGGGACAAACACGGAGAAGGAGAAUGACUCAAAAAACGUUCUGCCUAAACGUAGGUCCUCGCUAACUGAAAACCAGAGGAUGCAGGAAGUCAUGGAGCCUCAGGGGUCGGUGGGAAAUUUCCUGGAUCUGAGUAGGUUACGGCAGCUGCCUAAGCUCUUCUAAAAUGCACCAUUUUCCAAAUGGUCACUGGGUCGUUUGUGUGUGUCAAAGGGAUUCAAGGAAUGUCUUUCUGUUUUAAGGCAAUCCUCAAAAAUUUGUCUUCCAUUGUUUGUUUACAUAGUAUACCAUGAUUUUAUUUUUAAAAGUGUACAGACCCUUUUCAGUAAAUGUUUUUAAGUAUGUUUUAUUUCUAUAAAUUUCGUCUUGUUUUGUCUAACCCGAAGGGGCCUUAAUGUUUUUUUUAUCUUAUUUCAUUUGAAAGCUUGAAGGUUUUUUUUUUUGUGUACCUGAUGACUCCUUAUGUGUCAUGUACAGCAAAUAGUUAGUGUCAUGUAUGAAGUGACUCACUUAAGGCAGUAUUGUUUCAUUUUCCCUUUACUCAUUUUUAAACGCUUUCAAAAUCUUCUCUUUUGUUUCUUGGCAUUACUUGACUCCACUGAUUUACCUAAAGUUGGCAUGUUCAAUUUCAGAGGGAGAACUACUGUUUGUUUUAAUCUUUGUGUUUUGUAUGUUCUUUUUAAAUGACUUUAUGUACAUGUAUCUGUCUCUUAAAUAAAUUUCAUAUUCUUUUAUAUAA